This is a messenger RNA of Stegodyphus dumicola, 2322 nucleotides long. RefSeq lists its product as uncharacterized. The record is from RefSeq and is a predicted model, not a curated record. Gene Ontology annotation, molecular function: DNA-binding transcription factor activity, RNA polymerase II-specific; protein dimerization activity; E-box binding. Gene Ontology annotation, cellular component: nucleus. Gene Ontology annotation, biological process: axon development; positive regulation of transcription by RNA polymerase II; sensory organ development. NCBI's taxonomy places the organism in Eukaryota, Metazoa, Arthropoda, Arachnida, Araneae, Eresidae.
UUAUUUUUUACGCAGUAAAAGUCACUCUACUACGUGAAGAAAAAAAGCACGUGGUCUGCGGCAUUCAAUCGAAUUGUGUGAUUUCUGUUGACUUUUAAUGAAUAUCUAAUUUUUUUUGGUACCGGAUAUUAGUAUGUAUCUAUUGACUUGCUUGAGCAAAUUUUUGCAUCAUUUAUAAUAAAAAGAUUAGCAUCCAUGGAGAAACUGUUAUGAGUGGUGUCAAGACGUAUGUUAAUAUCUCUCAUUUUGAAGAAGUUCUUCAAACUGCAAAAGUGUCUCUUGCUUCGAAACUCGGCUUCAAUAUGCUACACGACGAGCGCUACGGUUCCGUCUACGCCAACUUCUCGGACGGAAAUUAUAGCCCAUCUUCCAGCCCAAUAUCUGUCAUGUCCAACACGACUCCCGUGCCAAGUCCAGUGCAGGGUGACGCCGUCUCAGGAGCAAGAACCUUCUGUGAUUUGACUAACUGUAGUCCAUCGAAAUCUGUGUCAAACGUCAGUACUACUUUUGUGUUUCCCGAUCCUAAUUUUGUUUACAGAAACACUCUGCCUACAUCUAUAACCAGAUCCACACGUCACUAUAACGCUAUCGCUCCUAAAACGAUUUCAGAUCUGAGCAACACUUUUACAUUUAACCAUCAACUAGACAAAACUUUGGAAACUUCCGCACAAACUUUAAUACAAUCUAGUGAAAUGCCGCAAAAUUAUGCUGGCAACUACCGUAUCUUCCAGAACCAGCCAGUAAUGAACAUGAACUCAGGUUUCGUAGCAGAGGAUGAGAUGGAUGAAGAAGAUGAUGAAAUUUACGAUGACAAUAGCAUCUUGUCGCCUCGUAGUUGUUCGAAAAGGAAAGUGUCAGAGAGACCACCUUCGCCGGCAGUCGUAAAGAAACGUCGGCUAGCCGCUAACGCAAGGGAAAGAAGACGAAUGCACAGUUUGAACGUCGCGUUUGAUCGUCUCAGGGACGUCGUACCUUCAAUCGGUAAUGACAGAAAGCUAUCCAAAUACGAAACAUUACAAAUGGCUCAAAGCUAUAUUACAGCUCUCAGUGAAUUGUUACUUAGGGAAUAGACUUCUCUAAUCCCCCCCCCGUGUGAAUAUUUUACCUCUACCGAGAACUGUGCCAAUUUUUAAAGAAAAAAUUAGUAGGUUAUAACGGCUUUUGCCUGUGAUGUUUCGCAAGUGUACUUAGCCCUCAAAGUUUUAAAAAUCCCAACUAGUUUACAGACAAUUAAGAAAGCAAAUGAUAAAGAAAAUAUAUUAAAACAUUUAAAUGAGAUUUGAAAACAAUGAACAUUAUCAUCUCUGCUGUCUUCAUUUGCUUUAACAAAUUAUUCUAUGAAUUUCCUGCAAAAAUAUCAAAGUAGGUUUGAUAAAAAAAAUAUUUUGUGAAAUUUUUAUUACUAUGCUAUUUUUAAUCUGAAAAUUUAAAAUGUACGUAAUUCUAUUGCAACUUAGUAAUUUUAACUGCCAGAUAAAACAAAUGCAUAAAAUUGCAUUUAUUACUUUCAGAACACUGUUCAAAUAAACUCAGGUUUUAUUUUAUAUAUUUAGACUGUUAAUUGUUAAAUAUGAAAGUGCAAAAAUCUGAAAUAUUUCUAAAGACUAUGGUGAAAUAUUUAUGUACUUCGUAUUCCUGGACUCUUUUACUUAGAAGAGAAGUGAAACAAUACUUUUUAAGUAGUUAUGUAUGGUAUUUUACAUGUAAAAAUUUAGUCAGUUAUGUUUGCCAUGUCAGUAUUCUAGUCUGUGCAGAUGGAGUUAUAUACUUAAAUUAUCCCUUAAAUCACAACAUGCUAAUUUGCACAGAUUUCUAUACAGUUACUCAGUCAGAGUAGAACUGUAUCUAAAAUACUAAAUUAAUCUCUAGUGGUAUGUAAGCAAUAUCAGAUUUUAAUGCACUGUAAAAAUUUAAGUGUAUAUGUUUAUGUAUCACAAAAUCACGCGCAACCAUAUGAAAUUUAUACUGUUUCUGGUAUAGAUUCAGUCAAGUUUAAAUAUCCGAAUUAUUUGCAGUUUGCACCAGUUUUAAAACUGAAACUAAAUUUAUAAUGUGAGAUAUCAAAUUUUUAAUCUUCAAGACUUUAUGCCAUUUUUUAUGUCAUAUGAGCUAUGUUAACUGCCAUAUUUUGUUGUAUUUUAAUACCUUUGUUACGAUUCCUUAAGACUGAAACGCAACAGAAUUAUCGUUUUUCCAGUGAAGAUUUUAUUUUUUAUACAUAAGUAUUAUACGCGCAUAAAUUAGCAUUACUAUUCAUUCCGAGUAAGAAUGAUUUUUUGUUUUGUACGUAAAUAAAUCUGUUUACUGUAUAUUUUUAUAUGA